GUUGUCCUGAUGAAACGCGACAAAUAUUUAGUAGGAAAUUUGGGAAAGAUCAAUCAACGGCGAACAACCCGAGAAAUGAAUUGAAGAUCCCUUCCAGUUCCAGUUGCAGCGAUGUAUCUAUGAAUUGGGCAGGCCUUAGAUUCAAUUAUGAUGAUAAUUAAGUAAUAGGUAUGGUACAAAAGACUGUGUUGAAAGUAGACAUAUCAUGCGAAAAAUGCAAGAAGAAGAUCCUCAAGGCCGUAUCAGGAAUCCCAGGGGUGGAUAAAGUAGAAAUUGAUGGGGCAAAGGGAACUCUGAGCGUGACGGGUGAUGCUGAUCCAUAUGAAAUAAUAGUGAAAACAAGGAAAGCUGGAAAAUUUGGUCAAGUUGUGAGUAUUGGGCCACCUCCUCCUCCCCCUCAAAAACAGGACGUCCAGGAGAAGAAAAAGCCUGAAGCAAAAAAACCCCAAGAAAAGAAAGACCAGGCACAUGACACUCAUACGCCUUUCACCGCCAACCCAAUUUAUGACAGAAUUCCUGUUAUUCCUAUGACCCGCUGGGAAGAGCCAAACCCACACUGCUCCAUCUUGUGAUAGAAACGAAUUUUCAGUUUUCAAAUUAAAAAUAGGCAGAGAUGGCCAUGCCACUAGCUAGUAGCUACCCAUACAUUCCAACUUGUGUUGAUGCUAAAUCUAUAUUCAAAUAACAGAUAAAUUGGUUUCUAUGUU
Sesamum indicum (sesame) is the source of this 707-nucleotide messenger RNA. Its product is annotated as heavy metal-associated isoprenylated plant protein 2-like. Gene Ontology annotation, molecular function: metal ion binding. Lineage: Eukaryota; Viridiplantae; Streptophyta; Magnoliopsida; Lamiales; Pedaliaceae. The record is from RefSeq and is a predicted model, not a curated record.